AUGAACUGGCCCCAUUCCUGCAUCUCCUUUUGCUGGAUUUGCUUUGCUGCCUCCAGACUGAGAGUUGUAGGAGCAGCGGAGGGGAAAUACGCUCAGAAGUUAUUUAACGAGCUUUUUGAAGAUUAUUCCAAUGCUCUGCGUCCAGUAGAAGACACAGACGAGGUCCUGAAUGUCACACUGCAGAUCACACUUUCCCAGAUCAAGGACAUGGACGAGAGAAACCAAAUUCUGACCGCCUACUUAUGGAUCCGCCAAACCUGGCAUGACGCCUACCUCACGUGGGAUCGAGACCAGUACGACGGCCUGGACUCCAUCAGGAUCCCCAGCGACCUAGUGUGGAGGCCGGACAUUGUCCUGUACAACAAGGCCGACGAUGAAUCUUCUGAGCCUGUGAAUACCAAUGUGGUCCUGCAGUACGAUGGGCUGAUCACCUGGGACGCACCAGCCAUCACCAAAAGCUCCUGUGUGGUGGACGUCACCUACUUCCCCUUCGAUAACCAGCAGUGCAACCUGACCUUUGGCUCCUGGACCUACAAUGGCAACCAGGUGGACAUAUUCAACGCCCUGGACAGCGGAGACCUCUCCGACUUCAUUGAGGACGUGGAGUGGGAGGUCCACGGCAUGCCCGCGGUGAAGAACGUGAUCUCCUACGGCUGCUGCUCUGAGCCUUACCCCGACGUGACCUUCACUCUCCUUCUGAAGAGGAGAUCCGCCUUCUAUAUCGUCAACCUCCUCAUCCCCUGCGUCCUCAUAUCUUUUCUGGCUCCCUUGAGUUUUUAUCUCCCAGCAGCCUCUGGGGAAAAGGUCUCCCUGGGCGUGACCAUCCUGUUGGCCAUGACUGUAUUUCAGCUCAUGGUGGCAGAGAUCAUGCCGGCCUCAGAAAACGUCCCUCUGAUAGGCAAAUACUACAUAGCCACGAUGGCCUUGAUCACAGCCUCCACUGCCUUGACCAUUAUGGUGAUGAAUAUCCACUUCUGUGGGGCCGAGGCCCGGCCAGUGCCACACUGGGCCAGGGUGGUUAUACUGAAAUACAUGUCCAGGAUCCUGUUCGUCUAUGAUGUGGGUGAGAGUUGCCUUAGUCCCCGCCACAACAGUGAGCGAGGCCGCCUCACAAAGAUUUAUGGCAAACUUCCAGAGGCUAAUCUGAAAACAGCCAGGAACAAAGACCUUCCCAGAAAGAAAGAAGUGAACAAACUCUUAAAGAAUGACUUGGGGUACCAAGGUGAGACCCCUCAGGAUGCUGACAAUUACUGUGCACGGUACCAAGUGCUGACGAGGAAUAUCCAAUACAUUGCCAAGUGCCUCAAAGACCACAAGGCCACCAAUUCCAAGGGGAGUGAAUGGAAGAAGGUUGCGAAAGUCAUAGAUCGAUUCUUCAUGUGGGUUUUUUUCAUUAUGGUGUUUGUGAUGACAGUUUUGAUCAUAGCAAGAGCAGAUUAA
Pipistrellus nathusii (Nathusius's pipistrelle) is the source of this 1440-nucleotide messenger RNA. NCBI's taxonomy places the organism in Eukaryota, Metazoa, Chordata, Mammalia, Chiroptera, Vespertilionidae. The record is from the annotation of a GenBank genome assembly.